UGCCCUAUUCGUCCCUUCCGCGUAUAAAUCAAAUCCUUCUCUCCUUUAUUCAAUUCUUGUCUUUCUUUUCUUUACAACAAAAAGUUGAUAAAAAGCUUCCAAUUCUGAGAUGGAGCAACUUAGAGAAGAAGACCAAGUUUCCAUGACAAUAGAAAAUCCAGAAAUGUUACUUUCUUCCGAUUCUGAAGCCGAGUCGUCUUCUAAUCCUAGAUUGGAGCAUAACUUCAGGUUGUUCAAGACAAAUGGGAUGAUAAAAUUAGAGGAAAAUAACAAAGAACAUGGUUUAAUCAAGUCAGGGUUUAUUACUUGUAUGGGGCCAUUGGCAAAACAAGUUGAAGUUGUAGCCAUACACAAAAAUUCAUGUUCAACUCUAUUAGGGAAAGCAAGAUUGGAAGCUUUUCGCAUUUUCUCUGAAGCAGUGAGGGAAAAAUGCAAUGGAAAUGCCAAUAUCAAAUAUGCUUGGUUUGGUUCUUCUAAAGAGGAAAUUGGUAACAUUAUUUCUCAUGGAUUUUCUACAACUACAGAACCAAAAUCUGGAGAAUGUUUUGGCAUUGGUGUUUAUCUUUAUCCAGCAAAUUUCGAUGGGGUAUUAUCAGCAGUGGAAGAUGAGAAUGGAUUAAGGCAUAUGUUACUUUGCCGAGUAAUCUUAGGGAACACGGAAGAGAUUGCGGCUGGCUCCACACAAUCUCAGCCGACUUCUGAAGAAUUUGACUCUGGGGUUGAUAAUAUUGUGGCUCCUACAACAUACACUAUUUGGGCUUCCCACAUGAAUUCUCAUAUUUUCCCCAACUUUCUAGUCAGUUUCAGGUGUCCUAAUUACUUGUUAGGUUCUUCAAAAAUUAGGAAGGUCCCAUUGAAGCCCACUCCACGUAUAAAGUUUCCUGAUUUAUUGCGAGCGCUUUCCAAGUUUUUACAUCCUUCAAGAAUGGCUUCGAUCUCAAAAUACUAUGAAGAUUUUCAGAGAAGCAAGAUCACGAAAUUGGUACUCGUUCGGAAGCUGAGGCAAAUAGCUGGAGAUACGUCAUUAAGAGCUGUGAUGAAAUUGUAUCCACACAAGUAGGAUAUCGGAAACUAAGAGCUUGUUGCUUCGCUGCAAAGGAAUGUGAUUAGCAGCUAGCUACCAUGUUGUCGAAGUUUCAAGUGUGAAAAGAUUUUUCCAUAUUUUCUAAUUACAAGUCUUUAUUUGUAAAUUGUAUACAUAUUUCGACAACAAAAUUAUAUACGUAUUUGAUACUUA
This is a messenger RNA of Nicotiana tabacum (common tobacco), 1237 nucleotides long. RefSeq names its product putative inactive poly [ADP-ribose] polymerase SRO2. Gene Ontology annotation, molecular function: NAD+ poly-ADP-ribosyltransferase activity. The record is from RefSeq and is a predicted model, not a curated record. NCBI's taxonomy places the organism in Eukaryota, Viridiplantae, Streptophyta, Magnoliopsida, Solanales, Solanaceae.